Trichosporon asahii var. asahii CBS 2479 is the source of this 1971-nucleotide messenger RNA. Its product is annotated as APC/C activator protein CDC20 (Cell division control protein 20). Gene Ontology annotation, biological process: positive regulation of ubiquitin protein ligase activity; positive regulation of anaphase-promoting complex-dependent catabolic process; anaphase-promoting complex-dependent catabolic process. The record is from RefSeq and is a predicted model, not a curated record. The transcript is spliced from 3 exons. Gene Ontology annotation, cellular component: anaphase-promoting complex. Gene Ontology annotation, molecular function: ubiquitin ligase activator activity; anaphase-promoting complex binding; protein binding. Lineage: Eukaryota; Fungi; Basidiomycota; Tremellomycetes; Trichosporonales; Trichosporonaceae. The coding region runs from base 1 to 1971 and encodes 656 amino acids.
AUGUCCAUAUACGAAACCGAGUUCACGCGCCGACUACGGUCGGGCAUGUCGACCCCUCCGCAAUCGCCCUCGAAGCGAUCAUCCUACCGGGAUCGUGACGUGUUUGCAGAUGUCGAAGUCCCUUCUCGAGGCAUGAGUCCGGUCAUGAAGGGCAAGGCCGUGGUGCGAGAGUAUGGCGACCGUCGAGAAGGAGGAUUGCAUGCAGCGUACCAGCUGCUGCCAGACAAUGGUCUGACGGAUCCUGCGACCGCGAAACCUCGAUCAAAGAAGAGAAAUCAGUCGCAACAUCAGGGCUUGGACGCCGAGGCCCGGAGAGAAGUCAACACGACCUUCUCCACCCUGCUCAAGAAUGAGCUCUUUCCGAACAACUCACCAUCAAGCUCGUCGAGACCGUCAUCGCCCCGGCCUCACUCCUCGCCGCGACACCGGAGAACCAUUACCUUCAACACAUCCAACGUACCCAACCUCCCGCAUCCGCCAGCCCAGGCGUCUAGCGCGGGUGUCACGCCUCUGCAUCACCAUCCCCCACCCGGCGUGCCAGGAUCGGGAGAUCGUGCUGAGCGGGAGCUGUCGCCUGCGUCGAACCUUCCACCAUUGCCUUUGCACGCGCCUUCGACACCAACCUCGGGGAACAGCCGGCCACCGGGGGCUGGGCCGAGUUCAUCACAUCAUCGCGCCCAUCAGUCUCAGGUCGCCUUGACGUCGGGCUCAGGUGCUCACACCCCUCCCAGCCGCAAAGGCACCUUCUCGCCCCCGCCUUCAGGAUCACCCUCGACGCCCACCAAGAACCGCGUCCUCAACUUCACAUCGCCGAGUGCUAAGCGGAUGGCGCAGCUUACCUCUGGCGCCAGUCUCGAUGACAUGAACCAUGACCGCUACAGCUUGAGCCCUGUAGGACGGACAACGCAGCGGGCUCUGCUGAGUCCGCGGAAGAGUGUUCGCCAGAUCUCACGCACACCGUUCAAGGUCCUGGAUGCGCCGGAGCUCGCGGAUGAUUUCUAUCUCAAUCUAGUGUCUUGGUCCUCUUCCAAUGUCCUUGGAGUGGGCCUGAAUAGCUGCGUGUAUCUGUGGAGUGCUCAAACCAGCCGAGUUACCAAGUUGUGCGACCUCACCGCCAAUCAGGUCGAAGGAGACGAGUGUCCUGAUACCAUCACGGGCCUCGAAUGGACCAACAAGGGCAGUACCAUUGCUAUCGGCACCAACCGCGGCUCGGUGGAGAUUUGGGACGCCGAGUACUGCAAGAAGAUUCGUACCAUGUCUGGCCACACUGCUCGUGUGGGCAGUUUGGCUUGGAACAACCAUAUCCUCUCGUCUGGAUCGCGCGACCGCUCGAUCCUGCAUCGCGACACGCGAGCACCAGACCAGUACAUCCGCAAGCUGUCUGGACAUCACAAGCAGGAGGUGUGUGGUCUCAAGUGGAACACGGACACCGACCAGCUCGCGAGUGGAGGCAACGACAACAAGCUCUUCGUCUGGGGCGGCACCGACUCUCGCCCGACGUGGCGCUUUGGCGAGCACCGCGCUGCCGUCAAGGCUAUCGCCUGGAGCCCGCACCAGAGGGGUGUCCUGGCCAGUGGGGGUGGUACUGCCGACAAGAAGAUCCGCUUCUGGAAUAGUCUCACUGGCGGCCUCGUCAGUGAGUGGGACACGGGAUCGCAGGUGUGCAACCUGAUGUGGUCGAGGAACUCGAACGAGAUCGUGUCCACUCAUGGAUACUCCGCCGGCCCCGUUCAGAACCAGAUUCAUGUCUGGAGAUACCCCUCUAUGACGCAGGUCGCGACUCUGACAGGCCACACGUACCGUGUCCUGUACCUCGCCAUGAGCCCGGACGGCCAGACGAUUGUGACUGGCGCCGGGGACGAAACGCUGCGCUUCUGGAAUGCAUUCCAGCGACCUGCCGGGGAGAGCGCUCGCAUCACUGCUAGUAGCGGAGCUGCCAGUGGCCUCAACCCAUUCGCCAAGCUGCGCUGA